Klebsormidium nitens is the source of this 864-nucleotide messenger RNA. The record is from the annotation of a GenBank genome assembly. NCBI's taxonomy places the organism in Eukaryota, Viridiplantae, Streptophyta, Klebsormidiophyceae, Klebsormidiales, Klebsormidiaceae.
AUGGCCGGGGGGAUGACUGGGGGUGGGGAUGCUGGGGGGGGUCCUAGGAGCAAGGGGCCGGCUCCAGUGUAUGUCCGCCAGGUUCCAAAGUUCCUGCAAGCAUACAGCCACCUGAUACAAAAGGACAGCUUCAAGGAUGAGGCCAAACAGGCCUGGGAAGAUUACGCUGUGCAGAACAAGGCCGGAAAAGCAUUUGGCCAAGCGGAGGACGACGACGAUGACUGGCCUGACGAGCUGGAAGGCGCCACGGUCGUCAGCGGAGCGGAAGCUUUUGGCAAGGGGAAAGAGGGCCAGGAGCAUGGUGACGUCAUCCCCCCCACCAAGGAGGAAAAGGAGGCAGCUAAGAGCAAGGAGAAGGGCAACGCCGCGUUCGAAAAGGGCCGCUUCGACGAAGCGAUCCAGCAUUUUAACCGGGCCAUCUUCCUGACGCCAAACAACCACGUUUUGUACAGCAACCGGUCGGCGUGCUUCCUCGGAAAAAAGGAGUACAAGUCCGCCCUGGAGGAUGCGCAAAAGGUGGUCUCUCUCAAGCCCGACUGGCCAAAGGGUUACUCACGAGUGGGCGCCGCGCAAGUUGGGUUGAAGCAGUACUUUGAGGCCAUCGACACAUACAAGGCGGGCCUCAAGGGUGCCCCAAAAGACGAAGCCCUCCGGGAAAGUCUGAAACACGCGGAGGCCCUGCUGAAAGAACAGGACGAAGCGGAUGCGAAGGCCGGAAAGGUGGUGUUCCGGAAACGGAAAGAGGCGCCCGAGGGCGGAACUGAGAAAGCGGGAGCGGUAGCGACGGCGAAGAGAAAACACAAGCCGAAGGCUGGAGCGGUGAGCUUGUUGUCAUUCGACAGAGAAGCGGACGACGACGGGUGA